Messenger RNA from Thelazia callipaeda (thelaziosis nematode), 501 nucleotides. The record is from the annotation of a GenBank genome assembly. NCBI's taxonomy places the organism in Eukaryota, Metazoa, Nematoda, Chromadorea, Rhabditida, Thelaziidae.
AUGUGCCUUGGUAUCGAAACAUUCACAUCAUCCACAAAUAAUAUUAAUCUGCUGAGCAAAUAUAAAAAAGAAGAAACUCCGUUAAUUGGAAAAAAUCGUGAACAAAUAUCGCAAACGAAAACCAAAUUAAAUACUUCAACAAUGAAGGAGCGAACAAUGAACUGCAUUCCUCAAAUCACUGAUGAAGCAGAAAUAAGAAGUUCCGACUCCUUAUCACUGAAAAAGCCAGAAAUAAAAUUUGCUAAACCAGAUGAUUUACCACCACCAGCAAAAACAAUGGAGGAUGUGCAAUUUUCUGAUUUCACUGAAGCAGCAGUUCAAUCAACGAAGCAAUCAACAAAGGCAGCUAGCAUAUUACCGACAACAUACCAAGCAACCCAGAAGUCAACACGACACAUGAAGCUACAGAAAAAAACUGUGACUAAAAUUUCAAAAGCAUCUGCUCAUGAAGACCAGUCACUACCAGAGAAUAGAAGAGUAUAUCCAACAACACUAGCCUAA